This is a messenger RNA of Tribolium castaneum (red flour beetle), 1791 nucleotides long. Its product is annotated as odorant receptor Or1-like. The coding region runs from base 10 to 1791 and encodes 593 amino acids. Lineage: Eukaryota; Metazoa; Arthropoda; Insecta; Coleoptera; Tenebrionidae. Gene Ontology annotation, molecular function: odorant binding; olfactory receptor activity. Gene Ontology annotation, cellular component: plasma membrane. Gene Ontology annotation, biological process: detection of chemical stimulus involved in sensory perception of smell; sensory perception of smell. The transcript is spliced from 10 exons. The record is from RefSeq and is a predicted model, not a curated record.
CGACCACAAAUGAAGCAAAUUGUAAAACCAUCUUUUCGUAUUCACUUGACUUUAAUGCAAAUUUUGGGUUUUUACCCCACUCGCAGUUACAAGAAACUAUACAAAUUGUAUGCAUAUUUUGUGUAUUGUUUUCUAACAAUACCAGUGCCCACAUUGGCUACUGUUUAUCUACUGGUGGAAGAUAACAUUGAUUUGCUUCAAUUAUCCAACAGUGGUUUCCUGAUUUGUCAGAUUGGAUGUUUUAUUGCAAAGUUUGUGCCCUUUUGGAAAAAACCCGAAAAAAUUAAAAGGAGCAUUUACAUGUUAGAAAAUCAAAUUUUUACAAAUCAUGCUCCAGAACAAUGCAAAAUCAUCGAUGAUUGUAUCAGGAUUUGUAACAGGGAUUGCUGGUUAAAUUUGGCACUGGUUUUAAGUGCUUUAACUAGUUGGGCUGUAACACCGAUCGCUAAAGGCAUCAGUAAAUUGCCUGUGGAGAUGUGGUUGCCUUAUGAUGUUAACAAAGACGACAAAACGUAUUAUUUAACUUAUCUGUUUGUUGUCACAGGUACAGCAAAUGGGGCAAUAGCAAGUGGAGUCAUUGAUCCUUUGAUUGCUGGAUUAGCAUGUCAGGCAACUGGGCAACUUAGGAUUUUAAAAAACAACUUGCAAUAUCUCUGGGAAAAUGUUGACAAAGAAAUUUCAGACAGUGAAAAAGAUAAUGCUUUACGGGAAAAAAUUAUGUACGAUAAAAUCAGAUCGUGCAUUUUACAUCAUAACAGCAUAUUAAAUUACGUCGAGCUUUUUGAAGACACUUACUCUUCAGUCGUUUUUACCCAAUUUACAGCCAGUGUCCUUGUUAUUUGUAACGCUUGUCUGCAAAUAAGCAUGAAAAAUUUCACUGACGAUGAACUAAAACAUGCCUUUGCGACAUUGUGGAGUUAUUAUUACAUUUACAAUGUUGUUAUUGUGACAAAUACAACAAAUUUUGUCACAUGGUACCCUUACAAGAGGAAAAGUUUUGCUGUAAAAUCACCUUUUGAAAAAAAUGAUCCUGGAUAUUCCAUUCGAUAUCUUAAUACGAUUGGAGAAAAACUCAAUCUUGAAGUUGUUUACUUGACUAAAAAUAUUGACUACAUUGCUUUGGCCAUCAAGACUGGUAAUUGGACUGACUUGAUCCAACAUAUGAAACAGUAUAAAAUUGACAUAGCCCCUGUUUUUGAAAAUUUAGGUGGAACUUAUAAAGAAGUCGAAUGGGUGAAGCCUUUUUAUCAGGCGGGUUUAGCCAGUCAUGCCACCACUCAACUGAAAAUACUGAAAAACAAUUUGCAAUUUCUUAGCGAAGAUGCGGAUCAAGUUAUAGCUCAACAACUGACGAAAGCUCGCAUUAUUCAGGACAAAAUCCGGUUCUGUAUCAUCCACCACAAUGCAAUUUUGGAUUUUGUGGACUAUUAUGAAAAUGUCUAUUCAGGGAUAGUUUUCAGCCAGUUUAUCGCAAGUGUGUUCGUUGAACCAUUUUCCGUGAUUUUCUUCGCAAUGGUAAUAUUCCUGGUAACCGUGCUUUCCCAAAUUUUUCUUUACUCAUAUUAUGGAACACUAUUAUUUGAAGAGAAUAAUACACUAACGAAUGCGGUCUAUAUGGGACAGUGGUACACAUACGAUGUAACUUCAAGAAAGGCAUUGAUAAUUUUAAUGGAACGGUCUAAAAGACCCAUGACUGUUAGGGCUGGCAAAGUUCUUGAUUUAUCUUUGGAAACGUUUACCACGAUUUUACGGCGGGCCUAUUCACUACUUGCAGUGUUGAAAAAUUACUGA